Exophiala viscosa is the source of this 753-nucleotide messenger RNA. RefSeq lists its product as uncharacterized. The record is from RefSeq and is a predicted model, not a curated record. NCBI's taxonomy places the organism in Eukaryota, Fungi, Ascomycota, Eurotiomycetes, Chaetothyriales, Herpotrichiellaceae. The transcript has 3 exons. Bases 64 to 618 code for a protein of 184 amino acids.
UCUCUCCACGUCCUCCUCCUCCUCGCUAUCUUUACUUCAACAUCACCACACAAUUACACCUCCAUGCUAAUGCAUCUCGCUGCUACCCAAACUCCCUCCGCCCCUGUCUACCGGCAUGGUCGGGAUCCACGCGAUGGGCUGAGGUGUCAGCGAACGAUUCACCCAACUUCUAGAACGUGGAACAAAACACCCAGACUGGUCCAUAUCCUCAUUACGUCGCUAUCGAUAGUCUGCGUAUUGGCUCCAGGAACCAUCCCGUGGUGGAACAAUUUGCAUUCCUUCGCUUUCACUAGGCAGCAGAGGCGGCUCGGCCAUGACCUUAUCAGCCUUCUGGUGUUCGGCUGUUCUUUGCCCGGUUCUCGGGACAUCGAAUUCGAGGUCGGUUACUUUCCUAAUUCUCCUAGCUCUUCCUAUAUUGCUAGCCUGAAACCGGUAUCUGGAGAAAGUCUAUACAACACACUCGACCAGUCAGAUUCGGUAUUUCACGGCGGCCCCAGUGCUAUGAGGACUUCACGCGCUGCGGUCUGGGGCCUUUUCUUCUUCGGGAACCAUAAUUGCAACGGCGACCAGCCUUUCUACUCAACACUAUGCCGCGAUGUUCUUGCUCGCUUGUGCUAACCUCAUGAUAAGUCAUUCUCAAGACCGAUGUGAGUCGACAUGCAUGUUGGGGGCUGGCGUCGAUCUUCUGUGACCAAGACUCUAUGUUCGUGUCGGCCAUACAGCUUUGCAUGAAGCUAGUUGUCACAUCCCAGG